This is a messenger RNA of Actinia tenebrosa (Australian red waratah sea anemone), 2370 nucleotides long. RefSeq names its product monocarboxylate transporter 11-like. Gene Ontology annotation, molecular function: transmembrane transporter activity. The record is from RefSeq and is a predicted model, not a curated record. Lineage: Eukaryota; Metazoa; Cnidaria; Anthozoa; Actiniaria; Actiniidae. Gene Ontology annotation, biological process: transmembrane transport.
CAUGGUAACUUGAUCUCUGAAUUAUUAGGAGCUAUCCCUUUAGAACAAAGUUUUUUUCAAUACCUAAUAGAAAUAACAAAUUCAUAGGUUAAUAUAUUUCACUCCAUUUGAAGAUCACUUUUCUAUGAUAGUCGGGUAGUCAUUACGAUAUAUCAGGAAUUCCCCAUACUGUUAACUGACUCACAUGAGCAAACACGUUUGUCAAGUUUAUCACGUACUUACUAAAAAUACAUGUUUUAACAAAAAAAACUGGGUAACAGUUUAGGCAAGCACCAAUCUCCUCUUCACCUUCAAGAUCUUCAUGUUCGAAUCUCUAACUGAACAGAUCAAAGAUCCGAUGAAACUGAUAUCUCUAGAUAUUUUGACAAGUUCACUCAACACAACAGGAACGAAAACGGUACGAAGAAAUCAAGUCAACUAGUGUCAAUUGUCGUUUUGAUUUUCGGAAAUCAAGAUGGUAUUGUGUAAAGACAAAGGCUCACCUUAUAAAAGAGACAGCCCAUAUUCUUGGUUGAUAUGUUUCGUGGUCUUUUACAAUAAUUUGAUCUUAUUUGGUUUGCUGCUAAGCUUUGGUAUUCUUUUGCCUGUAAUAAGUGAACAGUUYAAGAGAAGCAGAGGUGAAACUGCUUGGAUUGGCUCCUUGGCCAUUGGUUUUUCCUUUCUCCUGGGUCCAGUAGCCAUAAAGGUCAUCUCGUGGUUCGGAGAACGUCCAGUAGGGAUGUUUGGCGGGAUAUGUUCAGCUAUAGCCAUCGUCAUAAGCUCCUUUGCAUCAGAUUUUUGGAUUCUUUACAUAUCCUAUGGCGUUUCGUUUGGYWUUUUUGGAWGCUGUCUUAUCAACUCACAAACUCUUUCCAUUAAAAAAUAUUUCCAAAAGAAAAUUCCAAUGGCGSURGGYGUUAYGACUUCUGGUGCAAGUAUAGGCGUUCUUAUCAUCGGUCCAAUACUGCAAGUUCUUGUCGAUAGUCUUGGCUGGCGAGGUGCCCUCCGUGUAAUGGCAGGGGCUAUGCUUUUAGCUGGUUUACUGUGUAUUUUCUUURACCCAAACGUAGAARAUAAUAUUAAAGAACAAAGUACUAACGUGAAGGAACAAGAGAGUGAUGAAUCGCAUGUGAGAAUGUGCUGUUCAUUGUGGAGAAACUCAAAGUAUACUGUUGGGACGAUAUCAAUUUUUCUUACCUUCUUUGGUCUUUAUGUUCCAAUGAUUCACCUGGUGACAUUUGCAAAGGACAGACAGAUAUCAGCCUCCAAGUCAUCUUUACUUUUCAUCUACAUCGGCAUUCUCUCYACCUUCUCGCGGAUUGUUAUCGGAAAAAUCAUCGAAAGAAAAUGGCUUACUCCAAUGCAAGGGCUCCAGUUAUCUAGUUUUCUCAUUGGUUUUUCACUGGUGUUAUUCACCCAGGCCACAAUCUACACCCAUUUUAUCAUCUUUGCAAUAUCCUAUGGAUUUGCCAAUGRAGCUUUCGCGGUUUCGCAGGCCGUGUUUUAUAUAACCUGCUUUACUGAUCUCAAGAAGGCGUCUGUGGGUUGGACAACUGGUUAUGUCUUUUCAGCAGUAGCUUUAUUCCUGGGACCACCCUUGGCAGGUUUUAUCGCCGAUUAUUUUGGUUCCUAUACUCGUACAUUCUUCACAUUUGGCAGUGUUGUCAUGCUCGCUGGCGCUUUGCCGUUUUGCCUUCUUUGUUUUGGCUCAAAACCCAAAGCCAUGAAAUUUGAAUCUGAAUACGUUCUUGAAUCGCAAUCUAAAAUGAUUGGUUGUCGACUUGCUAACGCAGAAUCUACAAUAAAUGUUAGUUUCGUAUGAAUUUUCGGGGUUUGGAACUGAAUAGACAUUACGAGGUUUAGAAAAAAACUUGGUCGAGUUGGCAUUGCAAUGCAUUGUGGGAAUGUUUGAAAAUGAGUCAUCAAAACAGUCCCGUAAUGGCAACUCGACCCAGUUUUUUCCUAAACCUCGGAAUAGUUGUAUGUACGACAGAGAUAUAUUUUGCACACCAUUUAUUAACUUUCAAUUAAAGUUAAUUACAAAGUUUUACAGUCGUGCCCAAAGGAUAUCUUACAAUUUUAGCAUAGCAAAAUAGAUUAAUACCCGGUGAAAGCGGUAAUACUUGAGCCGUAGCAUAACGAAGGACUGCCGAACAAAGUUAAAACACAAAAAUAUCUAUAUUCUCAUGAAUGAUUACCUUAUUUUAUUAUGACGUCUUUGCCCUAUUACUACAUGACGAAAAUCAUUAUAUUUUUAGGACUUAGAAAAGCAGUAAUAGUUACCAAAGACCGUAUAUUAUAUUAUAGUAUAAACCCCGAUUUAUAAAAUGUACAAAAACCAGAGACAUCUAGACUAGCAGUCCAGCUGCAGAUUAAAAUUAGUUCAAAUUA